AUGGCCGACGAAGAGGAGAAACCCCAAGUGGCUUUUCUGGGACCAAAAGCUACGUAUACUCAUCAGGCCGCCCUCCUAAAAUUCCCCCCAUCAAAAUACACACACAUCUCCCACCCAACCAUAACCUCCAUCUUCCAAGCCAUCCAAGCCAAAAAAGUUCCCCACGGCGUAGUCCCCUUUGAAAAUUCCUCCAACGGUCCCGUAGGUUUCACUCUCGACCUCUUCGCGGACCCCAACCUCCUCUAUCCCUCCCCUCUCAUCGAAGCGGAAAUAUACCUUCCAGUGCACCAUUGUCUCGUAGGCCACACUGUCCCCACAGACAACUUCAACAAAAUCACGAAACUCUACUCCCACCCACAAGCCUGGACACAAUGUUCCCACUUCCUCGACACGCAUUUCCCAACAACAGAACGCAUCGACGUCUCCUCCACAUCGCGCGGAGCAGAACUCGUCGCAGCAGACACUUCAGGAACUUCAGCGGCAAUUUCCUCAAAAUUAGCAGCGGAAUUGAAUCAAGUUCCCGUUCUAGCGGAAGGGAUUGAAGAUAUCAAGGGAAAUACUACGAGAUUUUUCGUUUUGAGACAUGAGGAUUCCCCCUUGACAUUUCCUCCUUCCAAAGAUGAUGAUGAUGAUUCUCAACCUCCUUCGGAAGAGGAACAGGAGUGGAAAUCUUUGAUAUCUUUCCGUUUGAAACAGGGACGACAAAGUGGUGCUCUCGCGGAGAGUUUGGGGGUUUUUGCGAAACAUGGGGUGAAUUUGACGAGUAUUUUGAGUCGACCUAGUCGGGAGGCGGCGUGGCAUUAUGUGUUUUUUGUUGAGGUGCAAGGGAGGAGGAGGAGGGAGAGGGGGAGUCGGGUUGAUGUGGCGUUGGAGGAGUUGGGGAGAGUGGUUGAAGGGUGGAGAUGGUUGGGGAGUUGGGUUGAUCAGAGGACUUGA
This is a messenger RNA of Ramularia collo-cygni, 936 nucleotides long. RefSeq names its product related to prephenate dehydratase. Lineage: Eukaryota; Fungi; Ascomycota; Dothideomycetes; Mycosphaerellales; Mycosphaerellaceae. Gene Ontology annotation, cellular component: cytoplasm. The transcript is spliced from 2 exons. Gene Ontology annotation, biological process: L-phenylalanine biosynthetic process. The coding region runs from base 1 to 936 and encodes 311 amino acids. The record is from RefSeq and is a predicted model, not a curated record. Gene Ontology annotation, molecular function: prephenate dehydratase activity; chorismate mutase activity.